UAAAUAUAAUCUGUGUUUCUGAGAUUUGUUUCAUGUUUGUAAACAAUUUAAAACAUUAAAAAUCUUAAUAAAUAAUAAAUACAGUUUAUUUACAUGAUUAAUAUAUAAAAUAAUUCUUUAUUUAACUGAAAAGAAACAUUUAGUCAAAAUGGUUGAGGACACCAGUUUAAAUUCAAACAAAUCAAAGACUAAAACUACUCGUCCGAAAGCUGUCUACUUGUGGAGUGAGGCAGACGUGCAGAAGUGGCUCCGUCGACAUUGUAGUGAUUAUUACAACUUGUACUGGGAGAGAUUUCAUGAGCACGAUAUAACUGGCAGGGCUCUUGUCCGGAUCAAUGACAACACCUUAAUCAGAAUGGGAGUAACCAACAAGGAGCAUCGGGAAGCGAUCUGGCGCGAGAUCCUCAAGCUGCGGCUCAAGACAGACAUAGUUGAGAUACGAGACCUGGAGAGGCGCCAUUACUAUUUCAACUAUGAACUUUAAAUUUUACCAAAAUCCAGAUCACAAUGCUCAGCAUCUACAUUGAUUUCAUUGGUAUGUUGUAAUCUUUAUUUGCUAGCUAUAGCAUACGGCUUCACCUGUAUGUAUGUACUUUUUCUAUUCUUAUACCGGAAUAGUACUAUUAUAUGGGUGAAAAGUUACACUUGACAACAUUCAUGGAAAAUUUUAUGACGAUAAGUUCAGUAGUUAUCAAUUUUAAGUGCCUAUUUUAUUUUAUGUACAUGAUUUUGUAAUUAUAAUACUUAAGAGAGCAUUUUUAGAAAUAAGAUUAGUAAAUUAUUAAAAAGUUAUUUUCAGAAUGUUAUAAUCUUUAAUAAUGUAAUUUUACACUUAAAGUUUAUAUUUAUUUCAGUAAAUAAAAUAAUAAAUUAGUUUUCUAAAUAAUUA
Messenger RNA from Bicyclus anynana (squinting bush brown), 889 nucleotides. It is a transcript of the gene ave, whose product is annotated as protein aveugle. Gene Ontology annotation, biological process: cell surface receptor protein tyrosine kinase signaling pathway. Gene Ontology annotation, cellular component: cytoplasmic side of plasma membrane. The transcript is spliced from 3 exons. The coding region runs from base 149 to 484 and encodes 111 amino acids. Gene Ontology annotation, molecular function: protein binding. The record is from RefSeq and is a predicted model, not a curated record. NCBI's taxonomy places the organism in Eukaryota, Metazoa, Arthropoda, Insecta, Lepidoptera, Nymphalidae.